Plodia interpunctella (Indianmeal moth) is the source of this 3225-nucleotide messenger RNA. It is a transcript of the gene Rim2, whose product is annotated as Replication in mitochondria 2. The record is from RefSeq and is a predicted model, not a curated record. Gene Ontology annotation, molecular function: pyrimidine nucleotide transmembrane transporter activity. Lineage: Eukaryota; Metazoa; Arthropoda; Insecta; Lepidoptera; Pyralidae. The transcript is spliced from 8 exons. The coding region runs from base 316 to 1401 and encodes 361 amino acids. Gene Ontology annotation, biological process: pyrimidine nucleotide import into mitochondrion. Gene Ontology annotation, cellular component: mitochondrion.
UUGAUCUAGCGUACGGACGUAAAAAUAUCCAUCAUGGUGUGUGUAAUUUUGCUACGACGUUGAAUGAGCAAGUGCGGUGUUGUGAAGGUUUCUCGCCGAUAUUAAUUUCUGUAUACAAAUUAAUCAAGUUUCCUCUAAAAUAAUCGUUAAAUAUUACAUUCAGUUCAUGAGACUUCCGUUAAAUCUACUUGAGUGUGAUUGGAUUGGAAUUUAUUGACUUGUUUUCGUCGUUAUAUACGUGGUCGUGCUAGUGCAUUUUGUUUAUUUAUAGACAGUCGCAAUUUGCAGUCAUGUAAUUAUUCCUGUGGCGCUAAAAUGUCUCAGAAGGAUACAGCGAUACAUCUAGUGGCCGGCGGUGUGGCAGGCACUGCAGGAGCUGUAGUGACAUGUCCAUUGGAGGUUGUGAAGACUAGGCUUCAGUCGUCGAAGGGCGUUGUCCCUCCAACACAGCCCCCACCAUCCGGAACAACCAGCACUAGAAAAGUUUGUUCAAAAAUCCCUAAACAUCAGGAGGCCAAAUGGGGCUACAGGCGCACAAUGGGUGCGAUGUUCGCCUACAGCAAGCAGGCAGACAGAAUGCUGAUGUCGUACAAUUGUCAGGUCCAGCAGUACGCGCGCGCAGGUCACGCCAGGUCCGCCGCUAGGAUGAGCCUUAUACAGUGCAUUAGGCACAUAGUACAGACUGAAGGCCCGAAGGCGCUGUUCAAAGGGCUAGGGCCGAACAUUGUGGGGGUGGCUCCGUCGAGGGCCAUCUACUUCUGCACGUACUCACAAGCGAAGGCUAUCCUGAACCAGAACAUACCCCCGGACACGCCAAUUGUUCAUUUGUCAGCGGCUAGUGCAGCAGGGUUCGUGUCGUGUACGAUGACCAAUCCGAUCUGGUUUGUGAAGACACGGCUCCAACUGGACGGUCAAAAUGUCACCGCUCUCCAGUGUAUUAAGAGGAUAUACGCCAAAACGGGCAUCAGAGGCUUCUACAAGGGUAUAACAGCAUCGUACAUGGGCAUAAGCGAGACAGUGGUCCACUUCGUGCUGUACGAGGGUGUGAAGGCGCGGCUGCUGGCGGCGCGAGGCGCGGGCGGCGCCGGCGACCAGCGCUCGCCGCGGGACUUCCUCGAGUUCAUGGCGGCCGGCGCCUUCUCCAAGACUGUGGCCUCGUGUAUUGCUUAUCCGCAUGAGGUAGCAAGGACACGCCUGCGAGAGGAAGGCAACAAGUACCGCAAAUUCUGGCAGACACUGCACACAGUCUGCAUGGAGGAGGGCUAUCGCGGGGUCUACAGGGGUCUGGGCACGCAGCUGGUCCGCCAGAUCCCGAACACCGCCAUCAUGAUGUCGACGUACGAGGCGGUGGUGUAUCUCCUCACGACCCAUUUCAACAGUUCCUUCUACGAGAAUACUUAGCUUGAUACUGCAUCGGUGUAGGACCCGUUCGAUCGCUUGCAGUAGAGGUUUCGAAAAACUCGACACGAUCGUCGAUUCAUUCCGAAAUCGAUAUCGGAACAUUGCACCUUGUAGUCGAUUCCCUUCGCUUGUUAACGUUGUGCCACGUAUAUGACUGAGAUUUACAAAUUACAGUUUUAUUAUAACCAAUAUUUCGGAAUAUUUCGCAGUAAACGUGGUAAUACUCGAAUUGUUUGUAUUUUAACAAAUAAGAGUUAUAAUGCAGUAGUAUUCCGUGUUAUGCGGUGGUGUAAUCAUGCCAGAAAUUUAAUAUGUUUUCUAAAUUUUGACACCACUGUAUUUGAUUCAAGUUUAUAAUCUCGUUGAAUGAAUAGCUAAUAAUUAAUACAUUUUGAAGCGUAAUUCAAAAUCGUCUGCUUAUGUGGUUGUAAUUUUAUUGAUGUUUAGUUGGCAGUGAGCCGGUUGUAUAGGCUGGUACUGCGUUUAGAUUAUAGAAAUUAUUUUGACAGUUCUAACUAGCGACAUUGUGUAUAUUGACCAUUUGUAGUCAUAGUUCUAGUCCCAUAUUGAAAAAGUUUACAAAAAAAAUUGACUGGUUAAAAUUACAUUUUCUUCUUUGCGAAUAAAUUCUAAUAAAUUGAAUUAUUGUUAAAGUACCAGCUUUAUUGUACAUUUUUUAAUGAAUACCUGAAGCUUUUAUAGAAAUAUAGCUCAAUCAAAUAUUAUAAUUGGAUAAAAUGGGAUAUAGAGGAAAGUACAAAAGUACAAAGUAAUGUUAUUACAGUACAGAGCAAACUCUCCCUCCGCUUUUCCGUUAUCGUUUUUCUUUAUACAUUUUGCUAUAUAAGUGCCUGCAUAUAGAAAUUAAGUGUUUUUUUUAACGUUGUGAAUGUAGUGUACUAUAAAUAUUACAUCAUUAGAUAUGUAUACGUGAUUUGAGCAUGCUAUGAAUGUGAUCACAGUAAAAUAACAAGCGGGUUGGCCUAGUUUUAUACCGGCUAUACACUAUCGACGAAUAGUUCUCUAAAUUUAAACAGAUUUGGCAUACAUUGCUAGUUUUGCGCUGUGGUAAGUAAAAGCUUUCAUACAAACUAUGCAAUGUUAAUUAAUUCGUGUCGACAUCUGUCUUUGUUCGGCGAUAGUGUGUAGCUGGUAUUAAGAACGAGAAAUUUUUCAAGUACUGUAUUACUUUCAGAGAUAAUGAUAUGCGUCGCUCGAGGCACUUGCACAACUGACCUUACUAGUUGAAAAGUUCAGUUUCUGCCAAAUAUUUGAAGAUUUGGUUGCUAAAAGAUAACAUAUCUGUCAUCUGCCUAAGUUUAUACCACUUUAUGUGGGGUCGGGUUCCUCUGAUAUGUUUGCAUUCAAAUCACGUAUAAAAUAGUCUCAAUGCCAUAUUGAACCUUAGUCAGUGGACGCAAAGUCGCUAUUUCUUUAAUUUCGUGUAGUACUUAAGGUUCCAUAGUCCCUAGCACAACAAUGUAAGUUUAAGCUGUGAUAUAGAAAUUGUAAAUAUUAGUCUGGAGGUAAAUUGCUUAAUGAAAAUAUGCACACUUUUGGAAUUUCUUUAUUGUCAAGCCACACAUCAUUUUGGGAAUUGUAUAUUGUUAUUUUUACUGCAUAUUGUUUAUAUUCAGUCAACUGAUUAAUGCUAAUUUUAGCAAAAAAAGAACUAUUGAAUUGGGAAUUGGAAUCAUUGAUUUAGUCAAGAAGCAUAUUAUGGGAAAGUAUAUAAGUAAUAAAAAUGUUAAAUAUUAUUAGGGUCAGACUUGGACUGAAUAUAAAAUAUUAAUUUUUGUUUAACAAAUAAAUGAUCAAAAUUAA